Candidula unifasciata is the source of this 444-nucleotide messenger RNA. Lineage: Eukaryota; Metazoa; Mollusca; Gastropoda; Stylommatophora; Geomitridae. The record is from the annotation of a GenBank genome assembly.
AUGAACAAUUAUCAACAAAUUUCACCAAUAAUAUUGCUCAAAUCGCUGACAGUGGUUGCUGUGGUUACAGUCAUGUGGUGCUACCUGGUAGUCCACUCAUCACACCAUGUACCUGGCAGCACUGCAGAAUCAGAAACAGUCAAACAAUCUGGCAUGUCAGACUUUGCUGAAGAACUCACAGGUCUGAAAUCAGCCACAGAAAAUCAAGAGGAUUCUGGAAGCAAGCUAUCACCAAAGGCCCUUCUGACCUUGGAGUGUCCACCUCAUUCAGCUGAUUCUGUUGCAUUUACAUCUUCAUGUUCAGUUGUCAGGACACCUUCACCUUCAUUAUUUUUGGAAUAUUCAAUGCCAGAAUGUAGGCUGUACCAGGGUUUCUCACCAUGUUUGCAAGCCACUGCCAGCCAAGAGUUAGGGCCCCAACAAAUAUCAGAAUGUCAACACUGA